UUUACCAAAUAGUGUUUUGAAUAAACUAGACAUUAUUCAAAAUCAGGCUCUCAGGUGCAUAUUGGGUGCUAUGAAGUCAACCCCAAUUUUAGCUCUUCAAAUGGAAGCAGCAGUACCCAACUUGCAGACCAGAAGGAAAAUGUUAACUGAAAGACUAGUUUUCAAAGUACUGUCUGAACCUAACCAUCCAGUUUAUGUAAAUUUAAAGUAUUUAAGUAUGGCAGCAAAUCAUCACGAAUACUGGGCCAAGAAGACCACACCACUGUAUAUAAAAUCAGGUAGAUAUUAAUCGGAUGGAAAAUCCAAAAUCCGAAAUUCCUCCUGAAACACUCAAAAAAUUAUUUAUAGAACAAAUAAAUGAGGAAUUUUCAGACUACAUAAAAAUUUACACAGAUGGAUCGAGAAACGCAGAGGGUUCUGGAGCAGCUGUAUUAUUACAAGGUAGGCCUAAUCAUCUUAGUUAUAAAUUCUGUUUACCCAAAAUAGCUUCCAGCUACACAGCCGAACUUUACGCCAUAAAGAAAGCAAUCGAGAUAGCGAAUCUUCAACCAGGUAACAAAGUACUAAUUUGUUCUGACUCAAAAGCAGCCAUCCAUGCAGUCAAAACAGCCUGUAAACUUGAUUAUAUUGAUAACAUUACAUCCCAAAUCGUGGAGGAGGUCCUUUCUUCAGAAAAGAAAAUAACACUUCAGUGGGUUCCUGGUCAUGUGGGUAUUACACCAAAUGAAAUAGUAGAUAAGCUGGCGAAAGAGGCAAUUCAGACAGGAAAAGUAAUCAAAGAUCUGGUCCUUCCGAUGGGUGACUUUGUCAGCCAUUUAAAAUGUGAAAUGACAUCCUUAUACAAAGCUGAAGUAGAACAAAGCAAUAAAGCAAGAUGGUAUAGGGAUGUGCAGCGGGACCUUCCUAUGGUCCCAUGGUUUAAGAAUGCUAAGAUAGGAAGAAGUAAACUAGUCACAAUAAUUAGGCUAAGACUGGGUCAUGCACAGGUAAAUGAAACUUUAUUCAGAAUAAACUGCUACUUUACUGAAAAAUGUCUCAAGUGUACAUUGAAUGUGAAAGAAAGUCUUCAGCACCUAAUCUUUGAAUGCCCAACAUAUGAUAGCUUCAGAGAACCAUUAAUACAACAUUUAAAGGAAAAGAAAGUAAGGCCACCAUUCUAUCUCAAAGAGCUGUUGGUAAGUUUUGACUUAGGCGUAUUGUUAGAAAUAGUAAGGUACCUAAAUAGUAUAAAUAGGUCAAUUUGAUAAAGGCAAUUGGGUGUUACUAACAUUCAAGUAUAGAACUCUUCCACACUAUCUUGGAGUCAUAUUUGUUACCUACUCCAGGUUCUAACAAUUUGUAUUUAUCUCCAGGGUCUGAAUCCUUUUCGGAGUAGAAAGUCGCCUGGAGGACCUCAGGCG
Messenger RNA from Homalodisca vitripennis (glassy-winged sharpshooter), 1400 nucleotides. RefSeq lists its product as uncharacterized. Gene Ontology annotation, molecular function: nucleic acid binding; RNA-DNA hybrid ribonuclease activity. NCBI's taxonomy places the organism in Eukaryota, Metazoa, Arthropoda, Insecta, Hemiptera, Cicadellidae. The record is from RefSeq and is a predicted model, not a curated record. Bases 294 to 1244 code for a protein of 316 amino acids. The transcript has 2 exons. Gene Ontology annotation, biological process: DNA replication, removal of RNA primer.